AUGUGCAGUGCUGGAGCAAUUUCAGCUUUACUUUUCACGUUGAUCCAUUCCCUUUAUAGCACAGCUAGCCCCAGCAUGCUGAAAAGAAAGCAGAGUUCGCGUGUUGAGGCUCAGCCCAUGACGGAUUUUGGACCCGACGAAACUCUGGCUGACAGCGCUGACAUUCUGUGGAUCAACAAACCAUGGGUUCACUCUCUCCUGCGGGCAUGCGCCAUAAUCAGUGUCAUCUCAGUGUGCAUGAAUACACCCAAGACUUUCGAACACUACCCUCCCCUGCAGUAUGUCACUUUCACUCUGGACACAAUGCUCAUGUUCCUCUACACAGCCGAGAUGAUCGCCAAAAUGCACAUAAGGGGAAUCAUUAAGGGUGAUAACCCCUAUGUGAAGGACCGAUGGUGCAUGUUUGAUGGCUUCAUGGUGGUCUUCCUUUGGGUUUCCCUUGUGCUGCAGGUGUUUGAAAUCGCUGAGAUUGUGGAUCAGAUGUCGCCGUGGGGGAUGCUGCGCAUACCCAGAGCCCUCAUCAUGAUCAGAGCUUUCCGCAUCUACUUCAGAUUUGAGCUACCACGCACACGGAUAACAAACAUUCUCAAACGAUCUGGAGAGCAAAUCUGGAGUGUGUCCAUAUUUUUACUUUUCUUCCUUCUUCUCUAUGGAAUCCUGGGAGUUCAGAUGUUUGGCACGUUCAAUCAUCACUGUGUGACCAAUGACACCCAGAAAGGCAAUGUAUCAUGGAAUAACCUGGCAAUACCUGAUACACACUGUUCUCCAGAUGGGGAGGGUUACCAGUGCCCCAUGGGCUUUAAAUGUAUGGACCUUGAGGACCUGGGGCUUAGCAGACAGGAACUCGGCUACAGUGGCUUCAAUGAACUCGGAACCAGUAUCUUCACUGUGUAUGAGGCAGCUUCUCAGGAAGGCUGGGUCUUCAUCAUGUACCGUGCCAUUGACAGCUUCCCGCGCUGGCGCUCCUACUUCUACUUCAUCACCCUGAUCUUCUUCCUUGCCUGGCUGGUCAAGAACGUGUUCAUUGCUGUGAUUAUUGAGACGUUUGCGGAGAUUCGGGUACAGUUCCAGCAGAUGUGGGGCUCCAGAAGCAGCACGACCUCUACAGCAACCACACAGAUGUUCCACGAAGAUGCUUCUGGAGGAUGGCAGCUUGUGGCUGUAGACGUGAACAAACCGCAUGGCCGUGCGCCUGCCUGCCUGCAGCAACUGAUGCGCUCUUCAGUGUUCCACAUGUUCAUCUUGAGUAUGGUGGCAGUGGAUGUGAUUGUUGCUGCCAGUAACUACUACAAGGGCGAGAAUCACAAGAGGCACUAUGACGAAUUCUACCUGGCAGAGGUGGCUUUCACGGUGCUGUUUGACCUGGAGGCGCUCCUGAAAAUCUGGUGUCUGGGCUUUACUGGCUACAUUAGCUCUUCUCUACACAAAUUUGAGUCUCUACUGGUGGUGGGGACCACACUUCACAUCUACCCUGACCUCUACCACUCCCAGUUCACCUACUUUCAGGUGUUAAGAGUGGUUCGCCUGAUUAAGAUCUCCCCGGCUUUGGAGGACUUUGUUUACAAGAUCUUUGGUCCUGGGAAGAAACUGGGCAGUCUGGUGGUGUUUACAGCAAGUCUCCUCAUUGUCAUGUCUGCCAUCAGUCUGCAGAUGUUCUGCUUUGUGGAGGAUCUAGAUCGAUUCACAACUUUUCCACGGGCAUUCAUGUCCAUGUUCCAGAUCCUGACCCAGGAGGGCUGGGUGGAUGUUAUGGACCAGACCCUGGUGGCAGUGGGACACAUGUGGGCUCCAGUGGUGGCCAUCUACUUCAUUCUCUACCAUCUGUUUGCCACACUGAUUUUGCUCAGCCUUUUUGUCGCUGUUAUUCUGGACAAUCUGGAAUUAGAUGAGGACCUGAAAAAGCUGAAACAGCUGAAACAGAGUGAAGCUAAUGCUGAUACCAAGGAGAAGCUUCCGCUGCGCCUACGUAUUUUUGAGAAGUUUCCCAACAGGCCUCAGAUGGUGAAAAUCUCCAAGCUCCCCUCAGACUUCACCGUUCCCAGGAUCAGGGAGAGUUUCAUGAAACAGUUCAUUGAUCGACAGCAGCAGGACACGAGCUGUCUGUUCCGUAGGCUGCCGUCUGCAUCCUCCUCCUCCUGUGACCACUCCAAGAGGUCGGCCAUUGAAGAUAAUAAAUACAUCGAUCAGAAGCUUCGGAGGUCAGUAUUCAGUAUCCGUGCUCGAAACCUUAUGGAAAAGGAGACAACAGUCAAUAAAAUCCUGAGAGCCUGCACUAGACAGCGCAUGCUGAGUGGCUCUUUUGAGGGCCAGCCAACCAAAGAACGUUCUAUCCUUAGUGUGCAGCAUCACAUUCGACAAGAACGGAGGUCUCUGAGGCACGGCUCCACCAGUCAGAGGAUAAGCAGAGGCAAGUCCAUGGAGACGCUGACCCAGGAACACUCAAGCACCGUACGUUACCGCAACGCCCAGAGAGAGGACAGCGAAAUCAAAAUGAUCCAGGAGAAGAAGGAGCAAGCUGAGAUGAAACGGAAAGUCCAAGAGGAAGAGCUUAGGGAGAACCAUCCAUAUUUUGACAAGCCUCUCUUCAUCGUGGGGAGAGAACAUCGUUUCCGCAACUUCUGCAGGAUGGUAGUGAGGGCCCGUUUCAAUGCGUCAAAAACAGACCCAAUAACAGGAGCAGUAAAGAACACAAAGUACCAUCAGCUUUACGAUUUGCUUGGCUUAGUCACAUACCUGGACUGGGUGAUGAUCGUGGUCACCAUCUGUUCCUGCAUCUCGAUGAUGUUUGAAUCUCCUUUCACCAGAGUCAUGCAUGUACCCACCCUACAGAUUGGAGAGUAUGUGUUUGUCAUCUUCAUGAGUAUUGAACUGAACCUGAAGAUCAUGGCUGACGGUCUCUUCUUCACACCCACAGCAGUCAUCAGGGACUUUGGUGGUGUCAUGGACAUCUUUAUCUAUUUAGUAAGUCUGAUCUUCCUGUGCUGGCUACCCACCGACGUUCCUCCUGAGUCAGGCGCCCAACUCCUGAUGAUGCUGCGCUGCCUCCGUCCACUACGUAUCUUCAAACUGGUGCCCCAGAUGAGGAAGGUGGUGCGGGAAGUCCUCAAAGGUUUCAAAGAGAUCUUCCUGGUCUCUAUUCUACUCCUGACUCUAAUGCUGGUGUUCGCAAGUUUUGGAGUCCAGCUCUUUGCUGGAAAACUUGCCAAGUGUAAUGAUCCGACCAUCUCAAGACGGGAAGACUGCCAUGGUAUGUUCAGAAUCAAUGUCAGCAUCUCUAAAAACCUGAAUUUAAAACUGAAACCAGAAGAGAAGAAGCCAGGAUUUUGGGUACCAAGGGUGUGGGCAAACCCUCGUAACUUCAAUUUUGACAAUGUUGGAAAUGCUAUGCUAGCGCUGUUUGAGGUGCUGUCCCUGAAAGGCUGGGUGGAAGUUCGAGACGUCAUCAUACACAGAGUGGGACCAAUCCAUGGUAUCUACAUCCAUGUCUUUGUGUUUCUGGGCUGUAUGAUCGGGCUAACUCUGUUUGUGGGAGUUGUCAUAGCAAAUUUUAACGAGAACAAGGGGACUGCUUUACUGACAGUGGACCAGAGGAGAUGGGAGGAUCUAAAGAGCAGACUGAAGAUAGCUCAACCUCUCCACCUCCCCCCACGCCCAGAAAACGGAGGCUUCCGUGCUAAGAUGUAUGAUAUUACUCAGCAUCCUUUCUUUAAGCGAGGCAUAGCUGUGCUUGUCCUUGCCCAGUCUGUGCUCCUCUCAGUCAAGUGGGAUGUGGAUGACCCUGUAACGGUCCGCUUGGCAACCAUGUCUGUGGUCUUUACCUUCAUCUUUGUCCUCGAGGUGACUAUGAAGUUGAUAGCAAUGUCCCCUGCUGGGUACUGGCAGAGCAGAAGGAACAGAUAUGAUCUGUUGGUUACCUCAUUGGGCGUUAUAUGGAUAAUACUUCAUUUUGCCUUACUGAAUGCAUAUACCUACAUGAUGGGGACUUGUGUUAUAGUGUUCAGGUUCUUUACUAUAUGUGGAAAACACGUGACACUGAAGAUGCUCCUACUGACAGUGGUGGUAAGCAUGUACAAGAGCUUCUUCAUCAUUGUUGGGAUGUUCCUUCUGCUUCUCUGCUAUGCCUUUGCGGGCGUGGUCCUCUUUGGCACCGUCAAAUACGGCGAGAAUAUUAACAGGCACGCAAACUUUUCUACAGCUGGGAAAGCCAUCACUGUGCUGUUUCGUAUUGUUACAGGUGAAGACUGGAAUAAGAUCAUGCACGACUGCAUGGUGCAACCUCCAUUCUGCACCCCAGACAAGCAUCGCUACUGGGAGACAGACUGCGGCAACUACGCCGGCGCUCUCAUCUACUUCUGCUCCUUCUACGUCAUCAUCGCUUACAUCAUGCUCAACUUGCUCGUGGCUAUUAUUGUGGAGAACUUCUCUUUGUUCUACUCUACCGAAGAGGACCAGUUGCUAAGCUACAACGACCUGCGUCAUUUUCAGAUCAUUUGGAACAUGGUAGAUGACAAGCGGGAGGGAGUCAUCCCCACCUCAAGGGUGAAGUUCUUGUUGCGUCUGCUGAGAGGUAGGCUUGAGGUGGACCUAGACAAAGACAAGCUUCUCUUCAAGCAUAUGUGCUAUGAGAUGGAACGACUGCACAACGGAGGAGAUGUCACCUUCCAUGAUGUUCUGAGCAUGCUUUCAUAUCGCUCAGUCGAUAUCAGAAAGAGCCUGCAGCUGGAGGAGCUUCUAGCGCGAGAACAGCUGGAAUACACCAUUGAGGAGGAGGUAGCUAAGCAGACGAUCCGCAUGUGGCUGAAAAAGUGCCUCAAACGCAUCAGAGCUAAACAGCAGCAGUCGUGUAGCAUCAUCCUGAGCCUACGGGAAAGCCAGCAACAGGACCUUAGACGUCUCCUCAACCCCCCCAGCAUUGAGACCACUGUCCCCAGUGAGGAAGUCAGUGCCAACAACAAAGAUCACCCCACCCAACCAGAGAACAGCGGUUUGCAGACACUGUUGAGCCCAACGCUGUCUGAUCGCAGCGGCUACAGGCAGGACUCGGCCGACCGGCCCCAGAGAAAACUUGGACAGUGGCGUCUGCCCGCAGGCCGAACCAGCGUGAAGUCCAUGGUGUGUAAGAUGAACCCAGUGAAUGACGAAGCCUCUUCUGGAUCAGAGGUCAAGAAGUGGUGGACACGUCAACUGACAGUGGAGAGUGAUGAGAGUGGGGAUGAUCUCAUAGACAUAUGA
Molecule: messenger RNA, 5232 nt
Organism: Chanos chanos (milkfish)
Lineage: Eukaryota; Metazoa; Chordata; Actinopteri; Gonorynchiformes; Chanidae
Gene: nalcn
Product: sodium leak channel, non-selective
Exons: 44
Coding region: 1-5232 (1743 amino acids)
Biological process (GO): transmembrane transport; positive regulation of synaptic transmission, cholinergic; monoatomic ion transport
Cellular component (GO): plasma membrane
Molecular function (GO): monoatomic cation channel activity
Source: RefSeq, a predicted model, not a curated record